AAAUUAAAUAUAAAUAAAAAUGGACUCUCUUUACGAAAAAUAUCAAAAAGAUAUCAGAAUGCCGUGUAAAUACGGUGCAAAAUGCUACCAGAAAAACCCUGUGCAUUGUGGAAAGUACAAGCAUCCUCCUACUAAGAACAAGGCUAGCCAAGGGGAUAGACAACCUAGAAAAAAAAUCAAAUUACAAGUCAAAGCUCCAACUACACAAAAUGAUUCAGAUUCUGACAGCAAUGCAGAACCCAGCAAUUCUAAUCUGCCAGAGAAAGUUGUCAAUAAUGAUGUAUCCGAAUCAGAUGAAGAUUCUAUGAAUAAUUAUGUGUCUGAAUCUGAUGAAGAAGCUAUGAACAAGGAUGUGUCAGAUGAAGACACCAAUAAGAUGAAUAUGUUGAAAUCAGAUGAAGAAACUGAGAACAAAUAUACCUCAGAAUUGAAUGAAGAAAAUAAAAAGAAUGAUGUGUCAGAAUCAGAUGAAGAAACUGAUGAAGCAUCUAUGAAGACAGCACUAUUAAAUGAUAAAAAUGAGGCUACAUUCAUAAAGAAACACUUCUUGACAGACAUGCCUCAAGAUUUCUACCAGUUUUGGGAUUUUUGUAGGAAUAUCAAACCAGAAAAUCCCAGGGAAGCUCUCAAACCUAUAGGGCUUUUCCUGGUUGGCCCAUUUGAUGUACUUGCUGGCAAGUUUUGGGAUGCUGAGCCUGAUAGUGAUUUUCUGAUCCAUUGGAGGUAUUUCCGAGAUCCACCAGAGUUACAGACAGUACUUAAAGGAGAUGCAAGUACUGGUUAUCAUAUUGGGUAUUUCAGAGAUUCUCCAGAUGAAAAUCCUGUAUUCUUAGUAAACAAUCAGGCAAAUAAAGAUGGAAUCCUGCAUCAGAUGGGAUCCAAUAUUUUUGCAGCUGUGAAUUUUUAUCUUGAGGAUUUGAAAAAAUCUGGAGAUCCAUUCAAAAAAAUGUACAUAGGCAAGAUUCAGUCUGCAUUGAAGAGUGAAGCAGAUAAAUUGAAAAUUGAUUUGUCUAAAAAAACACCCAGUAUGGUUGCCAGAGAGAAAAAGAUUGUGACCAGAACUUUCAAUAAGAUUGGACUGGUAGUACCCUAUGAUAAAAAGACUGAACAAGGAUAUAGAGCAUUAGCCUUGAACAACAAAGAUUUGAACACCCUAUUCACUAAACUGCAAAACUCGAAAACUGAAGAAGAAAAAGAAAAAUACCUGUCUGAACUCCAACCAGUCUUAACUUAUGCCAGUAUAGCGACCGAUGAGUGUGAUUUUGGAACAGGAAUUGAACUUGGAUGGAAUAUCAUAAGUCAUGGAGUGGAAUGUUUGAAUUUCUCAGCAAGCAGAUUUCUCAAAUUGAACUAUGAGCUGCUUAAAAGGGAGGCCUUUGGUCAAAUUGCUGUAGCCCAUAUGAAGAAUCGAAGGAAGGGAAGCAAUUUGAGUAUACUUUAAUGUUUUACUUAUGUGGUUUUUCAACACCAAUUGGAUUUUUAAAUUUCCAUCACUUUUUUUGUGGAAUGAACUGCUCUGAAUAUAUAUGUUUUUUCAUUUUAUCAACUGAAUUAUUCUUAAAAUAUCAACACAUCUACCAAUUCAAUGUUUUUAAUGGGUUUUUAUAGUUAACUGUGGGAAAAAAAGAUAUUAAAAAAUUCACAAUGAACUCAUAGGACCUCUCAUUCAUGUUUCUGAGAUACAGGUUGAUUUGGAAGGUGUUUCCAUUUUGAAAACAUUCCCUUUAGUGUUUUUCUUAUGUGAUUUUUCAACACC
Messenger RNA from Phaedon cochleariae (mustard beetle), 1756 nucleotides. Lineage: Eukaryota; Metazoa; Arthropoda; Insecta; Coleoptera; Chrysomelidae. The record is from the annotation of a GenBank genome assembly.